Molecule: messenger RNA, 1517 nt
Organism: Salvelinus sp. IW2-2015
Lineage: Eukaryota; Metazoa; Chordata; Actinopteri; Salmoniformes; Salmonidae
Product: ADP-ribosylation factor-like protein 14
Biological process (GO): vesicle-mediated transport; intracellular protein transport
Cellular component (GO): cytoplasm; plasma membrane
Molecular function (GO): GTPase activity; GTP binding
Source: RefSeq, a predicted model, not a curated record
GCCAGAGCUCAGAAAAAGACAGAGCUUACAGAGCAGAGCACAAAGUAACUGCGGGCAGGGCAUUGCUGCACAGAGCUGAGGCAGCAACAACAACACAAGCCAGCCUUCUUCUCCAGACAACAGGACCUGUGUUUGGGUUGAGCAUGGGACUGCAUGGGUCUAAACACCCUCAUCAGGCUCAGAUUGUGAUGCUGGGCCUGGACGGCUCGGGGAAGUCCACCCUGCUCUACAAGCUCAAGUACAACGAGUCUGUCAUCACCGUGCCCACCGUGGGCUUCAACGUGGAGAUGCUGGAGACGGAGGCGAGGGGUCCGGGGUUGACCGUGUGGGACGUGGGAGGCCAGCAGAGGAUGAGGCCCCACUGGAAGCACCACUACCCAGGCACGGAGGCCCUGGUGUUUGUGGUGGACAGCUGGGACCGCAGGCGUUUGGAUGAGGCAAAGAAAGAGCUCCAUCAGGUGCUGAGGAGCGGGAGUCUAAAAAGCCUUCCUCUGGUGGUGCUGGCCAAUAAGCAGGACCUCCCCGGGGCAGCAAGCCCACAGGAGAUCACCCACAGGUUGGACCUGAGGAGGGUAUGUGGAAACAGGGAUUGGUUUGUCCAGCCGUGCUCUGGGAGGACUGGUGUGGACCUGGAGGAAGGCUUYAGAAGGGUUGCCUAUAUGUUGAAGACUUCACUAAAGCAGACUAAGGCGGAUAUAAAGAACACAGUAAAACAACUGAAACCCAAAGCCAUUACGAUGAUGACCAAGACACAAGGCCUGGGCUGCAGCUAAGACCAGUGAUUAUAAAACCCUAUCGAUGGGUGUAAUAAUCUCCCAUGGAUUAUUUUGUAUUCUUCUUCUGGAUUAUUUUGAGCAGAAUAGCUGAUUUAGAAUGCCCUGUGUUGGAUCAUUCUGACACACUCAUUCUUGAAUAUGGGAACAAGACUCUCCAGAACAAACUUGAGAUCCCAACGUAUCUAACGCCAAAAGCUAUCAUUUUGCACGUUUGUUGAUUGAUGUAUCAAAAACACUUUUGAACAAUGGGAAUUUCUGCAUUUCCUUUUGAUUUUUUUUAUUAUAAAUUAAAAACCACUCAUUGAUAUUGAAGGUGUUACUUUUCAAGGCAGAAAUAUAAACUAUUGAAUAUUUUACAUAGUCAUGACCAGAAUCAGAUGCAAUGCAUUUAGCCUGCACAGUUAUUUUGUAGACUAAUUUAUCUGGAGCAAACAGGGGAAUAAUGCAAGUAUUCAAAUGGACUGAACAACAUCACAAACCCCUAAUGAGAGAGCAAUAUACAACAUUUACAGACUUCUUUAGUUUAGAAAUUACAAGUUUAGACACAGGAGUAGUAGGCUUAUACCAAAUACACUGAUUGAGAUAUCACACUGAUUGAGAUAUCACACUGAUUGAGAGAUAUCAAAAGAGUGUGGGAUCUGUGGAUUAGAAUGAUAAACAUGUCCCAAAACAGUGCUUCCAUAAUGAAAGUAUGUCCCAUAUAUUCCAUUAAAAAAGGUAGAGUUCAAUUGGAACUGGCUU